Molecule: messenger RNA, 1756 nt
Organism: Arabidopsis arenosa
Lineage: Eukaryota; Viridiplantae; Streptophyta; Magnoliopsida; Brassicales; Brassicaceae
Source: the annotation of a GenBank genome assembly
CAGGUUCGUCGCCGUUAAACCAAACACCAACACACGUUCCGACCAAACUGGGAUUCUAUUAUCACUUUGGUCUCUGUUCUUCUGAUGUAUACGAAGAUAUCAUUGUUACACAGAAAGAGUUCUUCACUCUCCAUAGCCAACGAGAAAAGGAUCCAUCAAUUUCUGAGGAAUCUCUGCACGGCUGUUGAAAGGUUAGACUUUGGAAACUCUAAUGAUUCGUCAGAAAUGAACCCUAUAGAAGGGUUUAAUGGAGGAAGCCAGAACCGAACUGGGAGCUCUGGAGAAGUUAGUGAAAGUAUUCACACACAAAGUCAGAGUUGGGGUUCGAAUCAGGGAAGAAAUGAGCAGUCAUGGAAGCAGAGUCCUAGUUUGUCUAAUUCUCAGGUCCAAUCUCAAUAUCAAGGCAAUUGGUACGGGAAAAAACCUGAUUAUAAUGGUGUAGGAUCGUCUUGGCAUUCAGGUAAGACUAUUGAUAGCGAGGUAUAUGAAAUGAUUUUGGAAUUUGAUGAAUAUUGCAUACAAGAGAAUGUAAGAUUGGCCUUAACGACUAUGGAAAAAUUGGAGAAGAAGGGUUACGUUAUGGAUUUUGUUAGACUUUUAAGGUUAACACAGCUAUGUAUGGAAGAAAAUGUUUUUUACGAAGUCAGUGUUUUAGAAGACGCCAAGGUUUCUGUUCUAGGGAAGAUCAGAGCUUUAGUUUACAAUUUAGAUGCGAAUUAUUUGAAGUAUUAUACUGACAUCAUGAUUAAGGAAUUUGACGAAUUUUGCAAGCAAGGUAAGGUGAAAAAGGCAUUGUAUACUAUAGAUACAUUGGAAAGCAUGAAUCAUGUUGUUGAUUUGAGUAGACUUUUACGGUUAGCGAAGCUGUGUGGGGAAGCAGAGGGUUUACAAGAGGCCAAGGUUGUUCAUGGGAAGAUUAGUUCUUCCGUUAGCCAUUUAGAUAGACUACGGCAUUGCCCUUCCAUUGAAGACUAUGUAAGCCUUGUUGAGAUGUAUGCGUUACCCGGAUUUUUAGAUGAGGCUUUAGAGUUUGUGGAGAGAAUGCCGAUGGAGCCAAAUGUUGAUGUGUGGGAAACAUUGAUGAAUCUUUCUCGAGUCCAUGGGAAUUUAGAACUUGGAGACCGGUGUGCUGAAUUUGUUGAAUUGUUAGAUCCUACACGGUUGAACAAACAAUCUCGGGAAGGAUUUCUACCUGUCAAGGAAUCAGAUGUUGAGAAAGAGAGUCCUAAAGAAAAGCUAUUGAGGAAUCUAAAGAUGCAUAUGGUGGAAAUGGGCUAUGUCGCUGAUACAAAACCUGCUUUGCAUGAUAUAGACCAAGAGAGUAAAGAGACAGCACUUCUUGGUCAUAGCGAGAGAAUAGCUUUUGCUCGUGCUGUUCUUAACACCCCGCCCCGUAAACCUUUCACUGUGAUGAAAAACCUUCGUGUGUGUGUUGAUUGUCAUAACGCAUGGAAGAUAAUGGGAGUUAUAGUUGGUAGAGAAGUGAUCAUGCGAGAUAUAAAGAGAUUCCACCAUAUGAAAAACGGGGCUUGCAGCUGUAAUGACUAUUGGUGAUUAACAACAAACCUUGAGGUGUGUUCUAUAGUAGUGUCUACGUUGAAAAUGUUUUGUCUCUUCUUUUCUCAUAGAUCAUCAUUUUUGUUUUAUGAAACAGAUUUAUCUUGCCCUCCAGAUCCGAUUCUCAGAAAUACGUUCUCAUAAUGUCUGUGAUUGGGAACUUUGGCAGGAUGGAAAAACAUAAAGCAAAGAGUCACAC